UAUGUCACGUCAGCUCACUGCUGUUGUUGUUGAAUGUUGAUAUUUUAAUAAUUUUUUUAAAAUUAUGUCUACACACAUGCGAAAAGUGCUAAAAGGUAAUUUCCCGAAAGAAGCCCUGGAAAAAAUGAGCCGAAAACGCCUGGAAAAAUUAGUAUUGGAACUAGUGGAGUGCAGCAGUUCGAAAAGUGGGGCCAAAGACUUUAAGGGGCUCUACAGGGGGCUGUGCCUCAAGCAAAUCAAUACUCCGGAAUGGUGGCCUUCCGAACAAAUAAUUUCGCAAAGCCUUACUGCUGACGGUAAGUGUUUGAUGGGCAUUUUGAGGUUCCUUGUGUACAAAUGCUGCCAGUUUUUCCAAAAGACCCAGUACAAGGAGAGCCUCAAUAAUUUCACCAAGCCUCAAGUUACUAGUAAACGUAGGACUUUGAUUCCUCAAAAUUUAGCUCCGAAAUCAAAAAGGGCUUCGCCUGUAGACUCAAUAAACUACAACCCAGUUGUUUCUCUAAUAAACGUUUUACUGCCAGAAAAACCUAUUACACAAGAAAGCUUUUUGGAUGGUUUUGGCCUGCAAAGCACCUUCAAUCCGAUUAUAGGUGAAGAGCCUACAAUAACUCCAACUAAUAAUUCAAUUAAAUUCAACAACACUUCCAAUAUACCGUUUUCAUCUGAUUUGGGACGCGAACUAAUGAAAAGGGACAACCAUUUCUGUCCAGAAGCCCUUAGAGCCCGCAGGCUGGAAAAAUUUGAAUGGUACGUCAACAAACCCAUUGUCAAUCGACCCAACAAUAUCAAAUACGAAGUAACUUAUCAAGAAAAAAAGGAUUGGCUUUUGGACCGCAAGUUUAAGUAUCCUAAGAGGCAAAUUUGGCAACAUCCCGGUGACACUGACUUCCAGAAAAAGGCCUUGUUAUGUCGCAGACUUAAAGUUUUAGUUUUGAAACAGGAUUUGAGUAAGUUGCAAAGAAAAUUGCGUGUUGUUUUAAGCCGAGUGCCCACAAAUGAGUCUAUUAUUGAGAGAAUGAAAAUUAAAGCUUUAAAAAUGAGAGCCAGAUCUGAGAGGCUCUCAGUUAAGGCUUUGAGGGUGAGAAACAAAUGAUCAGAUUUAAUGAUACUCAAUUCUACAUCCAUUUAAGUAAGAGUUGAGUAGGUAUUAAGUAAUUUUUUCUAAAUACUCCUCAUUGUUUCUCUAUAAUUUAUUGAUCUUCCUAUUUACAACAAAUAAUUAUUGUUAAGUUACAUUGCAUUAAUCAAUAUUCAAUAUUGUUAUCAUAGUUUUUAUUCUUGUAUUAACUCUUUCAGGGGCAGGAUAUUUAGGUAAAAAAAAGUCCUAGAGGGGCACCCACUCAAAAACCGUAUAUUUGUAUUUUCUGGCAUACAAUGAACAAAAUAUGAAUCCUAAAAAAAUAAAAACUCAAAAAAACAUAAAAAAAUCCCAAAAUUUUGAAAAAAAAAUAUGUGGUUUAAUUUUUGUACCACUACACACAAUCCAAGAAAACCGAAAUUUUCUCAAUUAUUUUGUAGGUGGUAAUUUUGAAAACAUGUUUUGUUUUUUCCGAGGCAAAGAGGUACAUCACAAAUGGAACAUACCCAGUCAGUCCUAAUUUGUUUUUUUGAGGUGCUACAAAGCGCACAGCGACGUCUGGUGUCCCUUUUUGGUCGAUGUGCACUUUCACUUGUGCGUAUUUCUGGAGGAACAAAAGGUUUAUUUUUUUUUACGGUAAUAGUAUUUGGUGUUGUCGAUUGUUUUCUCUUAAUUACGGUUUCGGUCGUUAAAAAUGUUAUUACUUCUCUUCUAAACUCUUUCAUAGUUUUUUUUGGCAAAUUCAAUUCUUUGUAUAGAACAAAAGCGUUGACUAUUGCAGCAUCAAGAAUAUAGAAAAAGAUUCUGUGCCACCAUUUCCUGGAUUUUCUGUCAAUCUUAUAAACAUUAAGGUUUUGGUCAAACUUGUCAACAAAGUUCAUAUUUUUGUUGUAAUCUGUCAACAUAACUGGGCAGGCCACAUUUUCAAUGACACCGGUUUUAUUUUUUCGUGGAACCUCAGUGAAAUCUUUCGGAUCGUGAAAAUUUGAUAGCAAAUGGACGCUUCGCUUGUCUCGCCAUUUUAUUGCUACCAAUUCAGUGUUUGAGGUGAAAAUUUCAGAUUCUCCUCUUUUGAAAUAUAUGUCACCCUUGAAAUUUGGUAGCAAUCUUCUGUUCGCGUUCACUGUACCACAAGCAUGAAUAUUCUUUUUUUUCAGAUCUUCGAGUAGCUCGACACCAUUGAAAAAAUUAUUAAAGUAAACCACGUGAUGUUUGUCCUCUAAACCUUCCAAUAAAUUCUUUACUACUCUCGCUCCUAAACUUUUCUCGCUAUCAUCUGAUUUGCCAGUAUAAAUUUGAAACCUCUGACAAUAUCCAUUUUUAUCUGCCAAUAUCCACACUUUAUAACCCCUCUUUAUUGGCUUUUUUGGUAGGUAUUGUUUGAGACUGCUUCUGCCCUUGAAUUUGAUCAUAGAUUCGUCGAUUGAAAGUUCUAUGGUUGGGAACAUACACCUCUCAAAAUUUGAGGAUAUGGUUUUUAGAAGCGGUCUCAAUUUGUAAAGCUUGUCAUAGCCAGGGAAUCCCUUUUUGGGCAUCAUGACAUUAUCAUUCAAAUGGAAGUUUGAAAGAAUCCAGCUAAACCGUUUUACGGGCAUCAAAGAACUUAUAUACGGGUCAUGACAGUCUGGAAAAUUACUCCAGUGAUCUCUGUAACUGGGAAGACGCUUCAGUCCCAUCAACAAAUUUAUAGCAAGAAAAGUUUUUAUUUCCUGUCUGUUUAUAACUUUCGGCUUAGUUGAAGUUUGUUGGCUAUACAGAUUUGUUUGGAAAACAAUGGAGUCUAGUACUUCGUCAGUGAAAAAUAGCUGAAAAAGUUUUCCGGGCGUUGGAUUAUCGAUAUUUUUCACGAUAUCUGUAAUUCCAUAAUCGCCAAUAAAAUCGGCUGGUUUCUGGGGACACGAAAGCUUCGACCAAUCACGAAUUUGGGGGAGAGGUGACGAUGGUUUCAAUUUAGACCGUAAAACAGAAAGAGGCAGAUCAUCUUCUGAGUCGCUGUCUGGUUCGGGUUCCAUCAGAAUCAUGUCAGUCUCAGUUUCGUCUGCUUCAUCCUCGGAGUUAUCGACGAUUGAUUCUGGAUCAGAUGGAAUUCCUACAUCCUCAACUUCCUCCAUUAGCUCCCUGUAUGACAUUCCACGUAAUCUAAAUGGUAGGUCGUCCAUUUUGCCUGAAAAUAUUUAUUUUUUUAGUAUGGAAACUGGUUCAAUAUUUUUUCUGUUAUUGGGCGGUGGUACAAUUAUCAUACCACGACAUAUACAAAAAAACUGGACACUGAAGAUAAAAAAAUCAUCACUUCUACGAACAUAAUAAUGUCAAGUAUACCACUGCCAGUACAUCUAAGAUAUCAAUGUUAAUAAAUAAUAAAUUUGUGCUUACCUUUUCAACUUACUUCUUUGUAAACAAAAAAAAAAAAAACAGUAAAAUUGUGUUUGCCGCGCGAAUUUAUAACCUCAAACGCGUGUUAGUUUGUCUAUAACCGGGUAACCACUAAAUUUACGUUAGAGAUGCGCGUGCGAAUGCUUCUGCGCUGUUGGUCGACAAUUUGAACCGCCGCACAAUAAGUUACUUGCAUUUGAAUAAGUGGUAUCUUCUGUGAACCACCGCUCAACUAGAAUCAUAUUUGUUUGGGUAUAAAUUAUGUACCACUGUUCCUGAAAGAGUUAAUUGCAUUAUUCUUAACUUAUAGAAUUUAUUGACUGUUGGUAUAUUAUUAUAAAACACAAUUUGGUACUGAUGUAAGAGAAAGUGCUGACUGAUGUACAAAAAAAAAAAUAUUCCCUGUAGGUACUUAAUUUAUUAUAGAAGAAGCCUAUAGAGAACAGCAUGAAAUAAAAUAUAUUAUAACAAAUCAGUCUUUUUACAAGCAAAAAUAUUUGUUACUUACUUAUAGUUAAACAGAGUGUACCCUGGAGCUAGUUUGUUUUUAAGUUCCACUUUUUCAAUAAAUCCCUCCUUCAAAAAAUUUACCCCACUAUCAUUUGCCCUGAUUUCCAAUGAUUGCGAAAUUUCUAGAAUAAAUUUUAUGUUUCUAAAAUUAGAGGAUUUUUUAUGUUUUAUUUACUCCUUGAGAAAAUUAUCGCACCGCACCAAUGCAUAUAAACUCCAUAAGCAGUGGUGCGAUAAUUUUGUCCAGGAGUAUAUUUUGUGGUUUUACUAUAUAGAAAACAGAAAACAGGGUUGAAUAUCUUAAAGAAUAUCAUAAAUAUUCAAUAACUAUUUUUUUUUGUUGCCUUAUUUUCUUAAUUUUUCUGUAGUUUUGUCUAUUUUGGGCUAUCUUUUCCUCUAAUUUCCCUUCUCAAUUUUUUCAUCUGAAUUUUUGUCUAAUCUUGGCUUCGGAAUUUUUAUUUUAUUCUAAAUUUCUUUAAAUAAAGAAAAUUCUAAGAAUAGAGUGAAUACACUAGCCUGGAAUAGGAAAACUAUAUCCAUUCUUAUCUAAAAUCUAGAUUUUAGAAGUUGAUUUUCAAAAAUUUUUGGUGUUGAUGUUUUUCACUGAAUCAAAUUAAAACUUCACUUGAAUAAGCUCCCAUUCUUCCUCUUUUCAUUCAGAAAAUUUCAAAAUUAUUCCUGUAACAGUUUUCCAGAAAAAAAAAUCAAAUAUACGAGACUGCUUUUUGUAAAAUCUAGUUUCUGGAAGUUGAUUUUCAAGAAUUUUUCGUGUUGGUGUCUUUCACUAAAUCAAUUCCAAGUUUCUUUUAAAUGAGCUCCCAUUCUUACUCUUUUCAUCCAGAAAAUUUCACAGUUAUUCCUGCAACAGUUUUCCAGGAAAACUGUGAAAUGUGUGAGACUGUAUUCUCAAUUAAUUCAGUUAUUGUUAGUUGAUUUUCAAUAUUUUGCAUGUUGUUAUUUUCCUCUGGAAAAAUUUGAAAUUUUCUUUUUCUCACAUUUCAAAGUUUUCCUAGAAAACUAGUGAAAGGAAAAAUUUGAAACUUUUUGUAUGUAAAGAGGAAGUUCAGAGGCUCAUUUUCCUGUAAUUUCAAUUUUUUCCAGGAAAACUUUGAAAUGUGUCAGACGAUAUUUUUAACUAAGUAAUUUAGUUUUUGUAAGUUGAUCUUCAAGAUUCCUUAUGUUAUUUUCCGCUGGAAAAAUUUAAAAUUUUGGGAAAAUGAGCUUUUCACCUUCCUCUUCACAUGCUGAAAGUUUCAAAAUUUUCCCUUUACUAGUUUUCCACAAAAACUUUCAAAUGUGUAAGACUGUAUUUUCAAUUGAUUCAAUUAUUGGGGGUUUAUUUCCAAGAUUCUUCAGUUUGUUAUUUUUCACUGGAAAAAUUUGAAAUAUUGUGAAAAUGAGUCUCUGACCUUCCUUUUCAAAUAUAAAAAGUUUCAAAAUUUUCCCUUAAUUAGUUUUCCAAGGAAACUUUGAAUUAUGUGAGACUGUAUUAACAAUUGUUUAGUUUUUUAAGGUGAUUUCCAAGAUUGUUCAUGUUGUUAUUUUCCACUGGAAAAAUUUGAAAUUUUGGGAAAAUGAGCUUCUCCUCUUACUCUUUACAUGCAAAAAGUUUCAAAAUUUUCCCUUCACUAGUUUUCCAGGAAAACAUGGAAUUGUGUGAGACAGUAUUCUUAAUUAAUUCAGUUAUUGUAGGUUUUUUCCUGGAAAACUAGCGAAAGGAAAAAUUUGAAACUUUUUGUAUGUAAAGGAAGUUUAGAGGCUCAUUUUCCCAUAAUUUAAAUUUUUUCCAGUGGAAAACAGCAACAUGAAGAAUCUUGGAAAUCAACCUACAAAAUCUGAAUUAGUUAAAAAUACAGUCUCCCACAUUUCAAAGUUUUCUUGAAAAACUAGUAAGAGGAAAAUUUGAAACUUUCGCAUUUAAAGAGAAAGGAGAGAAGCUCAUUUUCCCAAAAUUUCAAAUUUUUCCAGAGGAAAAUAACAACAUGAAGAAUCUUAUAAAUCAACCUCCAAUAACUGAAUUAAUGGAAAAUACAGUCUUAAACAUUUCAAAGUUUUCCUGGAAAACUAGUGAAGGCAAAAUUUUGAAACUUUUUGCAUGUGAAGAGGAAGGUGAGAAACUUAUUUUCCCAAAAUUUUAAAUUUUUCUAGUGGAAAAUAACAACAUGAAAAAUUUUGGAAAUCAACUUACAAAAAUUAAAAUAAUUGUUUAUACAGUCUCACACAUUUUAAAGUUUUCCUGGAAAACUAAUUAAGGGAAAAUUUUGAAACUUUUUAUAUGUGAAGAGGAAGGUCAGAGGCUCAUUUUCCCAAAAUUUCAAAUUUUUCCAGUGGAAAAUAACAAUAUGAAGAAUCUUGGAAAUCAGCUUACAAAAACUCUACUCAUUAUUGUUUUGAAUUUUCCAAAUUUGGACCUGUAAAUCAUGAAGUGAAAUUUUGGGAGAAUUUCUUUAAUGAAAAUGAAUUUCCAACGUUCAACACAAAACUAGAUUUUUUUUUUUAAUUUCCAUUUUUUAGUACCUAUUUCUUAUAAUAAGAAUGUGACGUCAUGACUCUACAAUUUCCUUUAAAUUCCUCCACAUUUCCCAUUUUCUACGAAUUCCCCAAAUUCUCAUAAAUUCCGAUGAUUUCUCUCAAAUUCCCUACAAAUUCCUCUAAAUUCCCACAUUUUUGGCAAAUAAUUCCUAGGUGGUUUGCCCCUUGUCUACAUCCCAGAAUUUUAAUGCAUUCAGAGAAAUUUGCACGCAAGGCUCUCGACACAUUUCUUCUGGUCCACUUCCAUUCAUCACUAUCUAAUUCAUCCCAGAAAAGUCAUUAACAUGUGGAAACCCCCCAGUCGUAUGAUUAGAGCUUUGAGGUUGCUAUCACCUUCUGUUGCUAACUGUUGAUUUUUGGAGAUUUCUCUUGAUUUUUUAAAAAUGUAUCCUGAUUUAACUAGAUUACUAGCGUUAAUUACUAGUGAUUUAUUGUGAUUUGAAAGGAUUUUUAUUGAUUUCAAAAAUUAGCUGAUUUUUAUAGAUUUAUUCAAGAUUUCAAUUUAUUUACCUAUUUCAGAUUUGUACACUGAUCUAAUAGGAUUAUCAAAACUAUGUUCAUAAAUAAAAGUACAUGAUAAUUGGUUCCUCUUUGUUUAAAAAGUCUUUCAAUAUUUUAACUCUUUAUUAUUAAAUAGGUAGAUAUUUUUUUAUUAUUUAAAUACAUAAGUAGAUUUUAAUGUUUCUAGAAUCAUCUAGAAUGAUCUUUUGAGGGUGCUUUUUCAUAUUGAAAAGCCUAUUAUUAAGUAUAUUAUUUAUUUUUUAAUUAUAUCAACCCACAUUUAAGAGUAUACAUAUUUUUACAAGUUAAUCCAUUAUUGAAGUAUUAUUUUAUUUAUUAUCGAUAUGUACUUAGUUACUAGAAUAAAAAUACAGUUUUGUUCAUAAAUAACUACAACAUUUUUUGUGCUAGAGUUAAGUUUUUGAAAAAGUUAUUUUGUUUUCAGUUUUAAAGGUUUUUGUAAAGUUAUAUCAUUAUUAAAUUUGGAAUAUAGAACAAAAUUUGUUAGUUUAUAUGAAUAAUACUGUACCUAAAAAAAAACUGUUUUUAUUUAUUUGACGUAAUCUCUCUUUACGCAACAAUAUGUGAUUAUAGAUAGAUAUUUUUGGAAUAUUGUUGAUCUAAAUAAAAUAUUACUUUUUUUCUAAUAACAUUUGUGU
Ceutorhynchus assimilis (cabbage seed weevil) is the source of this 7653-nucleotide messenger RNA. NCBI's taxonomy places the organism in Eukaryota, Metazoa, Arthropoda, Insecta, Coleoptera, Curculionidae. The record is from the annotation of a GenBank genome assembly.